Lecanosticta acicola is the source of this 7162-nucleotide messenger RNA. Lineage: Eukaryota; Fungi; Ascomycota; Dothideomycetes; Mycosphaerellales; Mycosphaerellaceae. The record is from the annotation of a GenBank genome assembly.
AUGGCGCCCGCCAGCAAUAAGCGCAAGCGACCCGACCGGCAAGCAAACGAAGACGAUGGCGCGAACCGACCGUCUCCCUACAAGCCCGAGAAGUCGCGCUUGACUCGUCGAGCCUCUCAAGAUCCAGGGCAAGCCGAUGGUAUAGAAUCAGGAAGCCCCGUCGAGCAGCGAGAGCGCCCUACGAACGGCACGCCGCCGCCCGCAAUGUUAGUCGCAUCAUACAUACCACCAUGACCGGGCGACCGCCAUGGGAAGAGAUAGUGGACAAGCUGACUCGAGGACUCUCUUCAGAUCAAAUUCUCGUGAUGGUACUGAAACACCUGCGCACGCAAUGGACGCAUCCUCCGAGGGACCAACGGGCACGCACACAGGAUCCCAAUCUAGCACGACAGGCUCAAGACCGAAGCAACCGUAUUCUUACCAGCACCUCACGGAUGACGUGUUGUCCAAUUGGACCGAGUCCGGGAGCCAGGGCAUCAUCAAUACCACUACGCAAUUGGAUGACUUGCAAUUGAGCGACAUCUUUUUAGAGCUGAUUCGGUCCGCCUUAGACGGCAGGCUCAACAGCCGGCAGGCAGGAUUGACUGUACGGGAAAUUAUCUCACGUCGGCAGGCCGGUGAUAUGGAUGCUACCGAGCUUUUCCUCAAUACCGUCAUGUUACUCUACGAGGCCAACUACAAAGGCCCUCAGCUGCGGGAACUUCUUGCAGCUACGGCCAUUGACCAGCAGAAGAUGCGCGAAGAUCUCGAUCUGGGUGCCGUGAUCAGCCUUGGACUGGUGCGACCAACCUUUGAAAAGAUCCGCACGCGAAAGACGACCAAUGCGCUCUACCGGCAGGCCAACUUCAACUUGUUGCGCGAGGAAAGUGAGGGUUAUGCUAAGCUCAUCACGGAGUUCUUCAACACUGCACAAGAAGCUAGCAGUCGUGGUCCAGUUGGACCCAACAUGGCUGAGGAUGCUUUCCAGCGCGUGAAGGCACUGGUGGGUGCCUUUGACUUGGAUGUCGGGAGAGUUCUGGAUAUCACUCUGGACGUCAGCGCAAACCUACUUGUCAAGGCAUAUCCGUUCUUUGUGAAGUUCUACCGCGCAAGCUCUUGGUGGCCACAAAACAACCUUCUGGAUAAUAAUUUCAAGUGGGAUGACUAUGGAUUCAAAGCCCUGCCGUCAUGGGCAUUACCUGGGUCCGGCCGAUUCAGCCAGAGCGAUGACGAGCGUGAGAAGCUUGAUCAACUAAGAGAGUCUCGGGACGCUCGAUUCUGGGACAAUGUGCGACAAACCGGAAUGGACGCUUACUUCCACCUUGGCGCUCGGCAGAUCGUCGACUUCGACUCCAUGGCCCCUUCACUUCAGGAAGAGGUGCCUCCAGAGUACGACAACAAGGGAGCAGAGGUUAAUGCGAACAAGCGCCAUCGACUCAACGAGGACAAGGUGUACAUGCGCGAGACACGCUGCUUGCCACCACCAGGCAACUACGAUGCCGCACAGCUACUCGGAUUCAAGUUGCGAUUUUAUGCUUCUGAAGCUCGCGACAAAGAUGACAGGCUUCCCGAAAAUCUACCAUGGCUUGCUGCUCUGCUGAUCAAGAUCGGUUUCAUAUCCAUCCGGGAUCUCUACCCUCAUCUCUACCCCACAGAUAAGGAAAUGCCGGCAGAGAGAACCCGACUCGAGAAGGAAAAGGCUGAGAAGGAAGCCAAAGAGCGCCCGGGUGGCGGCGUGAAUGCCCUGUUAAUGGCCGGUGCACUGACAGAUGACACGCUGCCAGCUCCACGACGCAUUGAAAAAGACAAGAGUGGAGGCGCAACGCCUGCUCAAGAGAAGAACGACGAGCCAGUAGAGAACUUGAAGAUUCCUGAGAACCAAAAGAUCCUACUGUUGAAGGCCCUCCUUCUUAUAGGUGCCUUGCCCGAGGCUCUGUACAUUCUUGGCCGCUUCCCGUGGCUACCUGAGGCCGACUACACCAUUCCGCCUCUGUUGCAUCGCCUAGCCAGACACAUGCUGAGCAAGGUUGCUGAGUCUCUGCAUCCCUUGAGAAGCCACGAAGGCUUACGACAACCUGCAGAACAGUUAGCAGAAACAGUCUCGCGCUCUGAUGGCGCUCUCCUCUUUGGGCCCCGGCCAUCGAAGCGCGUAACCCGUUGGCUGUAUGGCGACGAGUUCUCAACAAAAGACGGCAUCGACAUGCGGCACUAUUACGGGGACUGGUGCGGUAAUAUUCCGGUCUGUCAGAAUCUUGACGAUGUCUUCAGUCUCUGCGAUACCUUUCUGGGAUAUCUUGGAGCUAAGAUUGGCCAGGAUGUCAUCCUCUAUGGCACAUUGCUGCGACUCGCGCAACACAGCCUGGGAGAGGACGACUCCGAGAGCAAUCGGGCUCGCUGGCUGGCAUUGAUGAAGCGCCUUCUAGUCCCUGCUCUCAGCUGCAGCAAGCACAACCCCGAGCUCGCGCGGCAAGUUCAUGAGCUUUUAAGCUUGUUUCCGACCUCUACCAGGUACUACCUCUAUGCGGAAUGGUUCACUGGCAAGACUUCCAGACAGCCUGAUGUUCGUGCCGCUUUCGACAAGAACAAGGCGGAGGUUCGUGAUGUUCUUCGCCGCGUGUCAAAUGAUUCGGUUAAGAAGCAGUCACGCGCACUCGGCAAGAUCUCGCUUUCCUCACCCGGUAUCGUGAUGAUGGAGAUGAUCAACCAGCUCGAAAGCUACAGCAAUAUGAUACCGAGCUUGGUCGAUUGUACCAAGUAUUUCUCCCCCCUGGCCUGGGACGUCCUGAACUGGGCCCUUCUCAACUCUCUUAGUGGCAUGGGUCGCGACAGGAUGCAGGCAGAUGGCAUGCUUACGAGUCCUUGGUUACAAGCCUUGGCACAAUUUGUGGCAUCGCUGUUCGCGAAGUACAGCCACCUCAGCCUAUCCCCCAUUCUUCAGUACCUUGCGUCGGAGCUCCGUGUCGGCAAUUCAACAGACCUGGAACUACUGGAGCAAGUGCUUGCUGAGAUGGCUGGUAUCCGAUCUGACGUGGAAUACAACGAUUCUCAAGUCUUGUCAAUGGCAGGUGGAACGACGCUCCGGACUCACGUCUUGUCGCAGUUAUCUGAUAGCAGACAUGCCAAGCAGGCGGAAGCUGGUCGGCUCAUGAGAGCUUUGCGAGGCUCAGGGCUUAUUACACAGUUCCUAGUCGCCAUUGCACAGGAGCAAAAGAUCUAUCCCCACCACAACGCCUCCCGUUUCAUGCCGCUAAAAGUACUGGGCAACAACUUGGACAAGGUAUCAGCAGUGUUUCAGCAGUACCUCGAAGUGCUCACGACAAACUUGGACGCGCGUAAAUUUGAGCAAUCUGUCCCAGAUGUGUCUAGUCUGGUGGGAGAUUAUGGCCUCGAUCCUUCAACUGCUCUUACCAUCCACCGAACAGCCAUUCAGAGUCGUGCGCUUGAGUUCGAUGCUGCGAAGAAGAACGAAUCAGACGCUCGGAAAAGUGCGACUAAGAGAGAAUCAUCUGGGGCCAAUGGCGAUACGCUCGUGAAAGAUGCAAUCGCUGCUGUGAAAGAGGGAGGUGAACAGCCUUCUGCUGACACGGAAUCCGCGAUUGAACCGGAUGGCGGAACUCCACACAACAAUGAGACUGGCACUGGAGACCUUCAAAAUUCGUCGUCUCCAUGGCACCCGGUCCGAGAGCCUAUCAUACAUCAACUGGAGGCCGUUGUGCCAGAGCUGGCAAGUCGCGUCAGCAUCCCCUUCUUUGUCACUUUCUGGACGUUGGCACUGGGCGACAUCCUGAUGCCAAUGGAAAAUUACCAGACUGAGGUCACGAAACUCGAAUCUCAGAUCAGCGAAAUCAAUAGCGACAGAUCUGAUUUAUCCAGUGCCGCGACAAAGGCACGUGACAAGAGGAAGAAAGACUUGGCAGAAACGAUCGAAAAGCUCAAACGCGAACCAAAGGAACAUUUGAAAAUCUACAUGGCCAUCAGAGAACGAAUCGGUGGUAAAGGCGACGGCGAGAGGACGGCUGAGAAAUCAUUCUGGUUCCCAAAAACUGAUGUGAGAGCUGAGAUUGACGCCAAACACCUGGGUUUGCUGCAAGAGUGUUUUCUCCCUCGAGCAUUGAUGUCGUCUGUGGAUGCUCAGUUCUCCUUCGAAAUGCUGAAAUUUGUUCACAGCACGGGCACACCAGGAUUCAGCCUCAUGCAUCUACUCAACCAGCUCUUCAAGAAGAAGCAGAUCGCGUCGCUCAUCUUUCAGUGCACUGCAACUGAGGCACAGCAUCUGGGGCGCUUUCUCUGCGAGCUACUCAAAUAUUUGAAAGAAUGGCAUAAGAAUCAGGGCAAGUACGAGAGCCAGGCGCUCGGUGACAAGAAGAAACUGCCAGGCUUCGCGAUUUCACUCGACGAGCAUGGAGAACCCAAGAUGGUUCUCGAGUAUGAGAACUUCCGCCGGAUGCUUUACAACUUCCAUGCGCAUCUUAACCACGAUCUGCAAGCCUGCUUCGAAUCGGACGAGUACAUGCACAUCCGCAACGGCGUCAUUGUCUUGAAGGCGAUUUCUCCAAUCUUCCCAAACAUCAAGUUCAUCGGCCAGAACAUGGUUAAGCAUGUUACCAAGAUUUCGACCAACGACUCGAGGCAGGACCUAAAACUUGCAGCCACAUCUCUCCUUGGGCCACUGAGAAGCCGUGAGAAGGACUGGGUGUUGCCACAGGCAUUCCGACUUAACGACCCGGCCAAAGAUGGGGCAAAGUCAGGCAGUCGAGCACCUUCCGCACGGCCUGAGACUCCUCAAGCGGGUACAAACACACCGAAGCUCAACGCUUCAGCUCCCGACUUCAAGCCUACCUCAGCUCCAGCGGUCAAUGGCGUUGCAAGAACUGGAUCCGCCGCCGAAGAUGGAGAGAUAGAAGAUGAAAAGGGCGCGCUGAGCAAAACCAAGGACGUCGAAAUGAAGGAUGCUCCCACAACGUCCAUGGAAAAGUCGGUUGUGGAUAGUGGAAGACCCGCGCGUCCAGACUCCCGGGCCAGCCAGCAAGUGCCUUCGAAAGAAGCAUCUAAGCCGGAGUCGAAGCCGACGACACCUGCGCCGGGCAAUCCGCGAGCCUUCCACGCUGCUGGUCAACAACGAGCCGAUUCGACACGAGUCGAUUCAACACGAGCCAACUCUGCUCAACCUGGACCAACGCGAGCUCACCAUGACCUUCCUUCACGCCCAGAGUCUGGCCACUUCAAGCCACCGCCAGCUGCACAAACACGAGCGGGUGGACGCUAUUCCAAUCGCGAUGAGCAGUAUGGCAGACUUGACCGCCCAGACAUGAGGCCAGGCUCUCGCGAGCAAUCACCUGGUCAUCGCGGUCGCGCCAGAACUCCGCCCCCUGGUGGACCUGUUGGAUCUCGCGGGUACCGUGACGAGAGGCCCUACGACCGCCAGUCUGACCGGCCACCGUAUGACAGUCGAACUCCUCGUGAUGAUUCAUACUUGCAUCCUCGUCGCGAAGCGUCUCUCCAGCAGCGGCCCUCUUCCGAUUUGCGGGAGCGGUCAACGCCAACAAAUCGGGCCUCUGAAGUUAUCACGCAUCCUGACAGAAUGAGCCAUAUCCAAUCCGUUGCAGUGACAUCUGAGAAUCUACCGGCGCGCUCAUCCCCAUCGCUCGCUACUGGUUCCCAGCAGCAGCAGCCUGAGGAUCAGUCUCAGAUUAACCCAGCGCGAUUAGCAUUAAUCAACGAUGGGCCAGGCUCACGGGGCAGAGAGCCACGCAACGAGCGCCGCGAACGCGAUGAGCGGAAUGCACCGGGCUUCGGAUCGCGUUCAGAGGCCAGACCAAGCGGCAGAGGUCUGCCGGAAUCCGGACGAGAGCCUGGAAGCCGACAACAGCAACCAGAUCUCGCGCCGACUGGACCGAAACGUGGGAGAUUGCAGGAAGAGUCAAACUAUGGGCGUCUGAACGGACCGCAGGAUGCGCCAUCUGGGCCUAGGCAGCCAAAUGGGCUACCCGGAAGAGGUCGAAACUUCACGGCGCCUGUCAAUGCUCGCGCAGUGGAGCCUGCUGCACCUUCGCCAACGACCAGCAGACCGCUCGAGUCACCCACUAUUCCACGAGGUCCUUCCCGGCAGAACACUGGUCCUGCUUUGCAGGCAGACCGCAAUAAUGCGCCCAGCUCUGCACCAAGUACUCCGGCGGGCGAAGGACCUCCAGUCCACCCAAGUAGGGCUGCGCAAUUCGGACAGCAUCAACCAUCCCCUAUACAAACCACAUUUCCAGCCCCAAAUGGUCCCAGAAAUGCCGGUUCUCCCACGACCGCACCCCCGUCUGGGCCUCGCGGGCCAGCUCGUCCUGGCCCACCAAGUGGCACGCCUACGGGACCGUCACCGGCGAAUACCAUUCCUCCGUCUGGGCCUGCUACCCCGGCUGAGAGACAGAGACGGGAAGGUCAGCGGCAACGUGCGAGCAUUAAUGCCACACUGCAGACAAAUGCACCUCUGGGCGUACAGGUCAAAGGAGCAUCUCGGAACAACAGUGCUUCGUUUCCAACUCCGCCCAACAGAUCCGGCGUGCCAACCGUCACGUCUUCAAUGGAGCCUCCUCAAAGCCGACAGUCGUUCGACAGUCGUCCUGGACAAGCUGACGCGAAUUUCUCCCAUCCUAAUGGGCGAGGAGACCUCUUCCAAGGCCGGGGCGAUGAGAGACCAGAUCGAUCAAGUCGGGGUCGUGGCAGUCGCGAUCCCAGUCGAGAGCCCCGAACAGAUUCGAACGAGCAGGCAUUCCGUCAGCCGCCCGCUGGGCCUGAUGAUGUGAGAGAUCGACGUGGCGGGCCACGUGAUGAUCGUCGGUCGCGCGAUGAAAGAAUGCCCCGAGACGCGCAGGCUAGGAGGGAUGUGCAGCCUCGAGACGGCCCGCAAGCUGAUCGUAGAGGAAUGCCGGAGCGUCAGCAACGUGGACCGGCAUCUGACAUGGCUGGUGGCUUCGCAGUUCCACCGCUGCCAACAGGACCUGCUCCUCCACAGCAUGAGUACGCUAGCCAGCGAGACGGACGUGGAGGCGGUGGAGGCAGGUCAGAAGGCUUCAGAGGUGGACCACUGCGACGUGAGGAUGAGAGGCGUGAUGGGAGUGUGCCUGAUGGUGGCAGGAAGCGGAGACAUGAUGAUCCGCAGUUUGACGGAAACAAGCGCCGACGCAGUGGAAGAUAG